Opisthocomus hoazin is the source of this 735-nucleotide messenger RNA. NCBI's taxonomy places the organism in Eukaryota, Metazoa, Chordata, Aves, Opisthocomiformes, Opisthocomidae. The record is from RefSeq and is a predicted model, not a curated record.
AUGGCGGGACCUCACUCGCGUCUCGGGAGCGCGGGCGCCGGUCUGGGAGAGUGGCUCUCUGGAUGUAUUCUAAAAGAACUGGAAUCAUUGGGUAAAGCACUGUACGGAGCAAAAUUAAUUGCGCAGAGAUUUCAAGUUCGAAACUGUUCUCACCACAAGCAUCCUGUGAGUGGUUCGGCCUGUUUACUUUCCAUGAUUGAAGAAGGCAACCCUCAUCACUUCUUUAUCGCCACACAGGACCAGGAUUUAGCAAACAAAGUGAAAAAGAAGGUUGGCGUUCCUCUCCUCUUUAUUAUUCAGAACACUAUGGUGCUAGACAAACCUUCUCCUAAAUCUCUGGCAUUUGUUCAAAAGUUGCAGACAAACGAGCUUGUUCCGGAGCACCAAAAACAAAGUAUUGUGCAGCUUAAAGAAAAAGAAGGACUGGCAAAGCAAGAGGGUGAAAAGAGAAGAAAACGUAAAAGGGCAGGCGGCCCCAAUCCUCUCAGCUGUCUGAAGAAGAAAAAGAAGAAAACCCAGGAGGGUCAGGAGCCUUCUGCUGAAAAGAAGAAAAGAAGAAAAAGAAAGCGAAAUAGGGUUAAAGCAGAAGCCAUGCAAUCGGUGCAGAAGAGUGAAGAAGAAUAAACCCAGCAUCUCUGUAAACAGUGCUGGGCUUGAACAUUGAACUUUGCAAAAAGAAAGAUUAAUAUACAACCAUGUGAAAUCAAGUUGUUGAUAUUAAAACUUAUUUUUGUG